Molecule: messenger RNA, 1095 nt
Organism: Musa acuminata AAA Group (dessert banana)
Lineage: Eukaryota; Viridiplantae; Streptophyta; Magnoliopsida; Zingiberales; Musaceae
Exons: 4
Coding region: 207-947 (246 amino acids)
Cellular component (GO): chloroplast
Source: RefSeq, a predicted model, not a curated record
UAAAGCUUGCGGCCUGUCCUAUAGUUCCGCGGUGCAACCUUUGUCGUGCCUUAACGCGAACUCGGUAAGUUACGAGCGAUACAGGAGACGGGGGAAAGGAGGGUCGGUGUGUGAGCCAUACAUCGAUCUCGCUUUUCACGCCACAGAAGCCGAAGCGCCCAAUCUAACGACAACCAAAGCCCCCUCCGAAGCUCUUCUUGUCGCCCAUGGCGAGCACGAGCAUCCCACGGGCCCGCCCUUACGCCAGCGGGCCGGCGGCUUUUUCGCCGCCCCUUCUUGUCGCCCGCCGCGUAGCCGCUCCGGUCCGGGCCUUCCGGCGGAAUGACCUCGACAGGUUCGCGAGGCGCGUCGCAUCCGGCGAGGCCCUGCGGGACGCUUGGCGGAGCGCCAACAACGGGAUCGAGCAGCUCGCCUUCGAGGCCCGCCGCGCCGCCGAACGCCUCGACCGCCGCUACUCCCUCUCCCGUCGAUUCGACUCCGCCUCCCGCGCCGCCGCAGCCCGGACCCGCGAGCUUGACCAAGAAUUAGGGAUUGGGCGGCGGUGGAGGUCGUUCUCCAUGGACUUCUCCAGGAAUUGGCCUAGGUACAGGAGAGACCUUAACGAGUUUCUGCAGACGCCCCUAGGCAGAGGACUCGCUACUAUUUUCUUCCUCUGGUUUGCAUUAUCUGGGUGGCUUUUCAGAAUUUUUAUUUUAGCCACAUGGGUAUUACCAUUUGCCGCUCCUCUUCUCAUUGGAACACUAGCCAACAACUUUGCUAUUCAGGGCACGUGUCCAGCUUGCAAGAGGCAAUUCGUGGGUUAUCGCAACCAGGUGAUUCGUUGCACAGGAUGUAGGAACAUCGUGUGGCAGCCAAGAGAUGACUUCUCGAGAGGUCGAAGCAGCUCUUCCCCGAAAGCAUCUGAGCCCGACAUCAUCGACAUUGACAUUGACAUCGAGGAGAAAUGAUGUAACAUGAGGUGAGGUAUGGUAUGGUCUUCGCGGACGAAGACGACUUGGUGCUUCUGGAGUAUAAAAUCUUGUGCUCGAUGUCGAGAUUGUAAAUAUGAUUUAAAUUUUGCUGUGCGCUAUACAAGAAGACACAACGGUGUUGGUA